AUGGAGCCGUGGGAGAAGAAAGCCGCCGGGGACGACUCUGACGGCCCCGUCACGACCAAACAGGAAUAUGUUGCCGACGCCGGGGCUAAUGGCACGGAGGAAGAGGGCUCCUCUCUUCACCGUGGCCUGAAGGCGCGUCACAUCACCAUGAUUGCCAUCGGUGGUGCGAUUGGAACGGGCCUCAUUAUUGGUACUGGCAGUGCUUUAGCAAAAGCGGGUCCUGCGUCUGUCUUGAUCUCUUAUUUGAUUGUCGGAUUCAUUGUCUGGAUUGUUAUGUGCUCCCUAGGUGAAAUGGCUGCAUGGCUCCCACUCCCUAGUGGUUUCACUGGCUAUGCUGUUCGAUUCUGUGACCCCGCCCUCGGUUUUGCUCUUGGAUACAGUUACUAUUUCAAAUACAUCAUCAUCACGCCGAAUCAGUUGACUGCCGCUGCACUGGUUAUCCAAUACUGGAUAAAGCGCGACAGAGUCAAUCCGGGUGUUUGGAUUGCAAUCUUCCUGGUAAUAAUUGUUGGAAUUAACUAUUUCGGUAUCCGAUUCUUCGGCGAAUUCGAAUUUUGGCUGUCGUCGUUCAAGAUUGUCGUCAUUGUUGGCCUCAUCUUGCUGUCUCUCAUCCUCGCGCUAGGAGGUGGACCUGAUCGUGAUAGGAAAGGCUUCAGGUACUGGAAAGAUCCGGGUGCCUUUAAUACCUAUAUAACGACAGGAGAUUCCGGGAGGUUCUUGGCUUUCUGGUCAACAAUGGUGACGGCCACCUUUGCUUAUCUUGGAACUGAACUCGUCGGUGUCACCGUAGGAGAAGCACAGAAUCCCCGCAAGACGAUUCCUCGUGCCAUCAAGCUCACCUUCUACCGAAUCCUCUUUUUCUACAUCUUCAGCGUUUUCUUGCUGGGCAUGUUGGUCCCAUACAACUCGACCGAGCUUGCUUUCGCCACAAAGCAAUCUAACUCCGCCAACGCCUCGCCAUACGUCGUUGCUAUUAAGCUAGCUCAGAUCAAGAUUCUCCCGGAUAUUUUGAACGGCUGUAUCCUCGUCUUCGUCUUUUCUGCUUCCAACUCUGAUCUGUAUAUUGCCACACGAACGAUUUACGGCUUGGCCAAAGAAGGAAAGGCUCCACGAAUUCUGGCACGAACCGACCGCAGAGGUGUUCCCAUUUAUGCGCUUGCUCUGUCCAGCGCGUUUGCAUUGCUGGCGUUCAUGAACGUUUCUGACGACUCGAAGACUAUUUUCGGAUACUUUGUCAACCUCGUGACAAUCUUUGGUCUCUUGACCUGGAUCUCUAUUCUUGUCACCCAUAUCUAUUUCGUCAACGCGCGCAUUGCUCAGGGUAUCGAGGAAUCGACCCUUGCGUACAAGGCUCCCCUCGGCAAAGGAGGCUCGUAUUUCGCAUGCGCUUUCUGCAUUCUCGUCUCUUUCACGAAGAGUUACGAUGUCUUCAUCAACAAAAAGGCCGGUAAGUUCGACUACAGGAACUUCGUUACCGCAUAUCUCGGCAUUCCAAUCUAUCUUAUCAUGAUUUUCGGAUAUAAAUUCAUCACCAAGACUAAGGGAGUUGCGCCCCAUGAAGCGGACCUCUUCACUGGCAAAGAUGCCAUUGAUCGAGAAGAGCAGGAAUUCUUGGCACGCAAGGAAGCUGAACGUGCGAAUAACAAACAAGCCAGCUGGUUCUAUCGGAUCUUUGUUGCCUGGCUUUUCUAA
Messenger RNA from Ophidiomyces ophidiicola, 1692 nucleotides. It is a transcript of the gene DIP5, whose product is annotated as amino acid transporter. Gene Ontology annotation, cellular component: membrane. NCBI's taxonomy places the organism in Eukaryota, Fungi, Ascomycota, Eurotiomycetes, Onygenales, Onygenaceae. The transcript has 5 exons. The coding region runs from base 1 to 1692 and encodes 563 amino acids. The record is from RefSeq and is a predicted model, not a curated record. Gene Ontology annotation, biological process: amino acid transmembrane transport. Gene Ontology annotation, molecular function: amino acid transmembrane transporter activity.